CGCGAUACUUCUGCGGUCAAUCUGCUAACGUGCGCAUCGCACUCCGUUUCAGAUCGUCACCCGACAACUGAGAUUAAAAGCCAUUGCCUUACGAACCACAACUGGUUUUUCAAGUAUUCGUCUAUCAAACUAAUUGACAUUCAGUCUUCAUUCUACAAUGUUGGAUGAAACGCCGGAAAAUCCUAGAUUCAGACUUACCGAGAGUGCACAAUUUCAAAACUCAUCUGAGAGACAGCCCACUAAAUCCCCCAGUUUGAUGAAGUCAUUUUACGAACUUGGUCGUUUCGGUAAACCAAUAGGUAAUUGGUUUAUUUAUUUUCCCUGCAUAUGGGGCAUCGCAAUGGCUGCACCACCUGGACAACUACCAGACGUCUACAUGUUAGCCCUAUUUGGUGUUAUCUGCGUGGUGAUUCGAAGCUCUGGAUGCACUAUAAAUGACGUGUUGGAUCAGAAGUAUGAUAGGCUUGUUGAGCGGACAAAAGGCCGUCCUUUGGCCUCGGGUUCUAUAACGAACUGCCAAGCUCUUUUAUUUUUUGGCUUGCAGCUAUUGGUUUUAUUUGUGCUCUUGUUGCAAUUGGGCUGGUACAGUGUACUUAUUGGUUUUCUGCUUAUGGUUCCUGCUACUAUAUAUCCCUUGUUCAAACGAUUCACUUAUUGGCCGCAACUUUUUCUCGGUCUUACAGUCAACUGGGGUGCUAUUAUGGCCUAUGCUGCCACCGUGGGUUAUUUUAACCUUUCUAUCACAUUUCCUCUGUAUCUGGCUGGCGUCAAUUGGACAGUGAUUUACGACACAAUAUAUGCAUAUCAGGACAUUGAUGAUGACAUCCGUAUAGGUGUCAAAUCAACUGCCAUUCUAUUUGGAGAGAAAACUAAAUCAUAUUUGGUCCUUUUCCACACGGGAAUGACAGUGUGUUUUCUCACUGCUGGAAUUAAUGCUGGAGCUGGUUGGAUUUAUUACCUUGGGACUUUAUGCACUCUGUUGCAUAUAGCCAAUAUGAUUCGAAAUGUAGAUUUGAAGAAUCCUGCUUCAUGUUUGCAGACGUUUGGAAUCACUAGAACAUCUGGUCUCUUGUUCUCUCUUACUAUUGUACUCGAUAACAUAUUUGGCUAACUUCAUCCCAU
Trichobilharzia szidati is the source of this 1122-nucleotide messenger RNA. Lineage: Eukaryota; Metazoa; Platyhelminthes; Trematoda; Strigeidida; Schistosomatidae. The record is from the annotation of a GenBank genome assembly.